GCGAAAUGAGGAUUGGUUUCUGAGAAUCCGCUGCUCUUGGCGUACUUGUGUACAGCUUCUGAUCCGAAGUGCUAUUCUGCUUACGUUGGAAGCUGGUUUUUACUUCGUUUUGCCCAUGCAUUCUUGUCUACUUGUUUUGAGGUACAGCAUGUUUUUCGUUUUUGAGGUACAGCAUGUUUUGGUUCCUUAGAAGUUCUCCGUCUGCGUUCUUUUUCCGGUUUCGUUAAAAUGUCUGCUAAAUUCUUUAUGCUCGUAUGACUCUGUCCCAAAACAUGCCCGCUGCAAGCAGUUCGGUAUUGGAUUUUUGUACUGUUGCUUAUUACUUGUUACAACCCAAAUUGAAAUUCAAACUCAUUAUCAUUCCAGUCGAUUAAUAUGCACAAGAUCUUUAACCUGAUUCGGGGCGACGCUUCAUUCCAAUUCCAAUAAAUUUGAAUUUCGCAGGCGACUAACAUGUCCGGGUCCGGGCGGCUUCCGCAAGACCAGUAUGAUUACCUCUUUAAAUAUGGAAGUGUCAGAAUCGAAAUUGACAAAGUCGAAAAAUUUGUGAUGCGCAAAAUCGUAGCCAGUUAGACCCACAGUUUGUAGUCGGCGCAUGACAAAUUUUCCCCGUCCUGGAAGCGAAUCUGUCAUGCGGUUUAGGGCAAAGGAGCUGCCUUCUGUCAUGCUAGUCAGCAGCCCAACAUUUGGCCCUUACCAGGACUAUAAUCCGCCUUCCUUGCAUCCUCUGCAAUAGAGUCGCUUUUUGUGUAGCAUUUUAUGCAUUACAGAUAAUUUCGACUUUGACGAUUUCGAUCCUGACACUCCCAUAUUAAAUUCAUCGUAAUCGGCGACGCCGGGGCUGGGAAAAGUUGUCUGCUGCAUCAGUUCAUAGAAGGAAAAUUCAAAAAGUCUUCCUCCCACACAAUCGGGGUCGAGUUCGGAAGCAAGAUUAUACAGGUACAGAUACUUGCCGUUUUUCUAUAUUCUGGAGAAUUGUCUGUCUUUAUUUCGCGCUCUAGCAACUGUGUUAUGAUUUAGGACUGUCGAGUAGUUGUUUAUUCCCGUUUGCGUAUCACUCCGCCACUGCUAAUGAGUAUCAACUCCCCAGGUCGCCAACCGGACAAUAAAACUUCAAAUAUGGGACACCGCCGGGCAAGAGAGGUACCGCAGUGUCACGAGAAGUUACUACCGAGGAGCGGCAGGAGCGCUUAUUGUACUACUGUUUGUGUCUACUCUUACGGGUCGUGUUGAAGCUACUUUUGCGUGCUGGCGUAGGAGAGAAAAUUGUGGUGCAGAGAACAUGAAUUUGUAAAAAGUCAAAAUCAAAAUGACAAAAUAUGAAACUGCGAAAGGUCUACGAUAUAACGAAUCGCGAGACGUAUCAGCACCUGAUGAAUUGGCUCGCGGAUGCGCGAACACUUGCCCGCGCCGACAUCAGCAUCAUAGCAGUGGGAAACAAGUGCGACAUGAAGGAUAGGAGAGCUGUCACUUGUACAUUUUUGCUUUUAUGUUCUUGAGCUUAUUGUUGCAUCUUAGUAGUAUAAAGUUUAGCUGCAUGAUGUUGACACUUUCCUUGCAUGUUCACAUAAUUGCAAUGAAGAGGCGCAAAAUCAAAAUUACCAGACCUCGAAGCCAGCCGCUGCGCACAGGAAAAUGACAUUCUUUUCCUCGAGACAAGUGCAUUGACCGGCGAGGGAGUCGAGGACGUUUUCAUAAAGGUAGAAGAUUGUCAGACUCACGCUCAUGAUUUUAGUUGUCGAAAGGAAAUUUGUUGCCGGAAGUGAAGUCUAUCCGGAAGGAAAAUCACAAUUGAAAAAUCAAUACAGGUCGCAAAGCAGAUUCUGAAUAAAAUCGAGGACGGCCUAAUAGACCCGAAUACCAUGGUAAGUGGCAUCCAUGCCGGGAAUCUGAAGAACCUGGCCACAAAUUCUGCAAGUACAACGCCCUCUGGGGACGUCAACACGAAAUGCAGUUGCUAGAACCCGCGCAGGAGCAUAGAAAUCGCAGUGGUUACGACAUUGUUGAAAUUUUGCGUUUUUAUGAUUUCGAAGAAACAGUCAAUGCACUGCUAGCGCAAAGAGCUGUAUGUUGUUUUGACGAUAUUUAUUGUCAUGUGAAAAAUUACCUUAGUACGCAAAACUUUACACAUCGAAAAAUCAUCUGUUUAUGUCAUCUACUAUUUUGCAAUGGGGUGGUGGCCACGACGGGAAAAAAUCUCAUGGCCCGCCGCCGCACAAUUGCCCGUAAAAGUGCCUUCAGAACAAUCAGGCGAAGGACGAACGUGCAUCUGCGAUAUCGGCGAGAAUACGAUCGCUGACGUGUCUGCUUCAAAAGUUGCAUAAUCCGAUUACGUAGGACGCGCGCUCGCCAGAUUAUAAAUUAUCUGUUAGGGGGAACCAAAUCUCUGAUCUCUGUGAGAACACCGAAUAGUCAAAGAACUAUACGAGAUCAGGCAAAGAAACACACAAUAUCCUUGACGCGGAAGGUAUUUUUCGCAUCGGCAAUUGACGAG
This is a messenger RNA of Amoebophrya sp. A120, 2494 nucleotides long. Lineage: Eukaryota; Dinophyceae; Syndiniales; Amoebophryaceae. The record is from the annotation of a GenBank genome assembly.